This is a messenger RNA of Closterium sp. Naga37s-1, 2658 nucleotides long. The record is from the annotation of a GenBank genome assembly. Lineage: Eukaryota; Viridiplantae; Streptophyta; Zygnematophyceae; Desmidiales; Closteriaceae.
AUGAUUCCGUUGUACAUGGUAAAGCUGUUUAGGGGAAAGAUAAACAAGCUGGCGGAGGGAGUAGGUGGUGAGGUGCUCCAGUAUGAAUACGAAGAGGAGGAGGGUAUCGAGGAGGAUACAUCGACGCAAGCUCAGCACGCGGUGAGCGGCGAGGGCGGCGAUGCGAAUAGGCAGGAGGACUCGAGCUCGGAAUUGACGUCCGGCUCGAGCUCGAGCGAUGAGUCUGUCGAGAACGAUGGCGGGACGCAGCAUACGGUGGAGCACGGAGUGGCGCUCGGGGAGCGGGUUGCUGUCGAGGAGCAGGAGGGCGAAGCGGCUGUGCAGGAGCGUGGGGCAGGAGUGCAGCACCAGGAGGAGGGCGGGGAGGCUGCGCAGGAGGGUGCGAUAGGAGGGCAGCAGCAGGAGGGCGUGACGGCUGCGCAGCAGGGUGCGACAGGAGGGCAGCAGCAGGAGGGCGGGGAGGCUAUGCAUGAGUGUCUCCGAGGAGACGAGCGACAGGUCGCAGUUACAAGGAGACACCGCACGGCCAGUGGCAGCGGACAAGCGGGCCCAUCGAGGGGGCGCCCGUCGACGGUGGGCCAUUCGACGUCGGACAUUGCAUCCGGAUGCCAGGUUGUCGAGCUACUGCAGAGGGUCGCGGAGGUGGAGGCGUCACAGAAGCAGCUCGUCGCCGACGUAUUUGCGAAGCAUAGCGAGCAAGCCGUAGUUUUCAACAGGCUUGCUGCGGAUUUUCGGACGGCCUGGGGAACGAUUUCGGAGUCGUCGAAGAGCACGCUGAAGCAGUGCGCCAACGCUGUAAGCGGCGUCACGGAGGAGAGGAAGCUGUUGGAAGGGGUGCGGACGAAGCUCGACGAAAUGAGCGGAAAGAUCAUCGAGGGUGUGGCCGCCGCCAUCGCAAAAGCGAGCGAGGACGCCGUCGAGAAGCAGCUCAAGCUGGUCGAGGAGCGGCUGGCUGCUUCGGUCAUGAAGGGUAUCGAGAAUGCCGUCAAGGAGGACUUGUUCUACUCCAACCUCCCACCCGAGACCAUGAAGCAGCUGAAGGACAUUGUGAGAGAAGGCCACCAGGAAGGUGAAGCGGGGAGAUUGGAGGUCCUCACCGAAGCGGUGGCGAGGGGGUUACAGCGCUCGACGGGCCCGUCGACAAGAUCGCGUCAGGAGGGUGUGGCAGGGUUUCGCAGCGGGACCGAGCCUCGACUUCACACGGGCGUGGUUCCUCCUUCUUCUUCCGUGGGAGGACAUGUCGGCAGCCGGGUAGCAUCACCACCGUCGCGUGGCCGUCAUCCCGUCGCCGAGUCCGUGGAGGAUAACGAGGUCAUAGUACUCGACCAGUCACCCCUCCCGAAGAGCUCCGAAGCAGCUGCGAUGCCUCCACCUGAUGCGUUUGCUCCGAUGCGCGACAUCCUGCAGGGUUUGGGGAUUACGGGUGGGAAAGGAGUGGUUGCGGGGGAGAAAAGUGGUGCCGCAAUCGAUUCCGUCGCCGCAGACGGGAAAAAAGCCUUGGGAAAGCGAGGUGUCCCCACCCCGUCCGGAGGCGCUGCGGGCCAAGGGGCGGGAGAGACGUCAGCUGGGUUGUUGUCGAAGACAAAAGAAGCAUCCGCUGCGCAGAGCGGUGGUGCUGGCCAUGCUGUCGAGCAGGUGGGAUAUUGGGCGUCUUCCUCUACCCCUGCAGUUGCUACUGUCGCUGCUCCGGCCCUGGGCGACGUCUGCCUUAGCGAUCCUGGUUCCCCUUCGACGUCGAAGAAGAAGCCGGCUGCGACGAAGUCGUCGAAGCGCUCUGCACAGGCUACAGAGAGCUUUGACGUCGUGGAGCUGGCCAGCCUCUCUGGCCAGGCUUCUGUCGUGAAGACGUCUACCGUCGUUGCUGCUCGACAGGAGAAGGCGAAAAAGGCCAAGGUCAUGGGUUACACCCCACCUCCUCGGCCGGACGACCAAGGCAAGACGAGAGGCAGCAAAGCUCCCUUCAGAGGACCGGGUUUCGGGUUGCGGAAGGGGAAGCCGGUUUCCGAGCAGACCGUCGGCGGGAGGAAGCGGUUCCUUGGCACUUUUGAGAAGGACUGGAAGGUCUACCUCGAUGCGGCCGCAGAAAUGCCAACCGGCGUUUGGAGCGUGGCGCAAGAACAAGGGGAAUGUCGUUUCGACGAUUUCAAGUCGCUGUUGGCGACGGCAGAAAAGGAAGUGAGAGCUGGAACCGAUAGGGGAAUCGCGCUGUGCGUGGCGAUUGGUAAGGUCGCGACGCUUGGCCUGAAGCACGGGAACCUGAUUUACCCGGUCCCGAAGGGCAUGGCGGCGACACCGCACAUGAUGGCCAUCGCAGCAACUGUGGCGAGCUUGUGGGCGGCCUGCAGGAAGUUGUCGAGGGAGGAUAUUGAGAAGGAUGCCCUAGCUGCCGCAAACGCUGCGCUCUACGCCCCGGAGACUGCAAGCAAGGCUUGUGUGGCUGCCAUGGCCGCGCUCGUGUCCACACUUUUGCACGUCGGGAAAACGUUCCCGGCGAAGCAGUGGCCCGAUCAGCUGUAUUCGACGGCUGUCCAAGGUCUCGGCUCGACGGACGCCAUACUGUUGCAGAUGCUGCGCGUGGCAGCACAGCUUUUGGGGUCGGUGGCUUUUCUUUUGGCUGGUCCUCCGCAACAGGGGGAACGGGGGGAGGAGUCGGAGUGA